Messenger RNA from Pediculus humanus corporis (human body louse), 1101 nucleotides. RefSeq names its product D-beta-hydroxybutyrate dehydrogenase, putative. The record is from RefSeq and is a predicted model, not a curated record. Lineage: Eukaryota; Metazoa; Arthropoda; Insecta; Psocodea; Pediculidae. The coding region runs from base 1 to 1101 and encodes 366 amino acids. The transcript has 5 exons.
AUGGGAAAGCAAGAAAAGGGAAAAAUGAGGAAUAAAAUGGAACGAGAGGAAGAAGUUGCUUGGGAUUUAUUAGAUCGUUGCCUUCUUCCAAUAAUAUUUUCUCACGCAUCGGCCGUCAUAAUAUCGACCGUAUUGAACACUCUUUACAUAUCUCAAGUUUCGUCAUUUUCGUUAUUUUUACUAUUUCUAAUAUGCAGUUUAUCCGGAGUUUUUUUCUACCACAAUUUAAAAGUGAGAACGGCUGGAAAAUGCGUUUUGGUAACGUCAUGCGAUUCAAAACUCGGUAUUGCAUUGGUUAAACAACUCGAUGAUUUGGGAUUUACCGUUUUCGCGGGUUUCGUUAAGAAAAACGAAGAAUCAAAUAAACUCAAAGAAGUGACAUCCGGUCGUUUGCACAUAAUCGAACUCGAUGUAACAAACGAGCGACAAGUUUUAUCAGCGGCGGAUUACGUUAAAAAAAAUUUACCAUCGAAAACAAACGGUUUGUGGGCUUUGAUCAACAGCGCGCAAUCCGCGGCUUUCGGAGAAGUCGAAUGGGUACCACCCGCUGUUUUCCGUCAAGCCGUAGAAGUUAAUUUAUUAUCCGUCAUAAACGUGACGCAAACGUUUUUGCCACUUUUGAGAAAGUCAAAAGGUCGAAUCGUCAACAUCGUGAGCGUUCUCGGAAGGAUUUCGUCACCCGUGAGAGCGCCAUUUUGUUCCAGCAUGUCGGGCGUGGAAAGUUUCAGCGAUUGUUUGAGAUUGGAAAUGAGACGUUGGGGAGUGGAUGUCGUCGUCGUCGAACCCGGGGAUUUCACGACCGGAAAUCUAUGGUUUAACGAUCGUAAAAUGUUACAAGACGCGAAAAAAAUGUGGAAAGAAAUGCCGGAGGAAACGAAAGAAGAUUACGGGAAAGAUUAUUUCGAAUACAAAAUCAGAGGAUUGGAAGAAUACGCGAAAGAACCGGAAACGGAUUUGACUCCAGUUGUAAAAUCGAUAAUUGAUUCCGUUUGUAGAACUUUUCCACUUCCGAGAUAUACUCCGAUAACGAGAAGAGAAAAAAUGAAGGUAUUCGUAUCCGAUCACUUACCAAGGUCUGUCUAUGAUAUUCUCUAUAAUUAA